AUGCCCACCGUUCCAGAACACGUCCUGUCCUCGGCCACACCCAUCCGACUAUGUCCUCAGGCAAACGUCAACAAGCCUCAGGCAUGUCAAGCUUGUCAGCAGCGAAAGCGCAAAGUUAGUCUCAAUUCCCUCAAAGAGACGACCCGAUUGCUCGACCUGCGUCAGGAGGAAGAUCCCAUGCGUCUACGAGGUCAAGAUCACAGACAGGAGUCAUCCAAAGUGAGUUCUCCUUUGCCAGCAUCUCCUGACGUCAGCUUCCUGACCGAUCUGCUCAAGUCCGUGGAGGAGAAGGACAAGCGCAUCGCGACCCUCGAGGCUCUGGUCCAGUCGCAGCUGCCCGGUGUAGUCAUCAAGUCGCUUUCCAACGAUGAGCUCUCGGCGCUGUCUCUUUCCGCACCAGGUCCGUCAACAGCCCCGCCUCCCCCGCUACCUGGACCACUAGCGCCAAAACCUGGCCCAUCACGUCACGACGCGACCUUUGUUGCAGGGAAGGGUUCUGAGAAGAUGUCGCCAGCCUUACUCGCUUCCGUCGAGGAACGCCUAGCGAAUCUGGACUUUACUGCGCCCUCGUCCAAGCUGAGAUCUGUUCCGACACUCAAGCUGACGGUCGUGUCGUUCAUGCACUCCCAGCUCGGCGCCAAUGCCGAGUCGCUCGAGACCGUCACCGACUUUACCAACGUUGCGGUCUGGCCGCCGUUCGACCUCGGCGCAAAGUGCAUCCGCGCGUUCGUUCAGAACAAUGCGACUUGCCCGAUAUUCAGAGAGAGCGAGAUGCUCGAAAGGGGAAAGAAGGGGGACAAGAUUGACACGACGUUACUGAGGAACCGAGCGUUGAGUAACCUCUCGGCGGUGCUGAAGACGGAGAGCGGCGUUACAUGCGUCUCAUCACUAUUCCUCCUCAGCUUUUGGUCCGUGUUCGACUCUGGCGGUCCCGAUCUCGUGCCCAUCUUUCCCAUCAUUGUCGAGCUCGCCCAGUACUACAAGCUGCAUCAGGAGCCGAACCCCUCGCUGCCGAUCGAGGAGCAGGACCGCCGCCGCAUCCUCUUCUGGUCAAUAUACAACCAGGAGAAGGGCAUGGCGGGUGUGCUGCAAACGCCAGUCGAGCUGAAGGACGAGAACAUCACAGUGUCCCUGCCGCUGCGGCUCGACGAUCUCGGCCCAUUGACGGAAGGCGCCGAUCCGGUCGUCUGGUACCGGCACAUGACUGCGAUGCGGCAGAUCUUCUGGGACGUGUUCCACUUUGCGUGGAAGGCAAAGCCAAACGACGAGAUGCGUGCAAGCCUGCAAAUGCGGCUCGACGAGUGGCACGCACGCAACCCCCGCGGCGACGUGGGUGAGGGGGACAACUACUUCGACCUGUAUUACCACACGAUCCGCGCGCAGCUGUACCGCCCAACAACAGACGUUGUACCGGUCUGGCAGCUGGCGAUCCUCGAGGUGUCGGCAUUCAAGUCGCUGUCUGUCGCAAUGAAGCUGUACCAGGAGCGCAAGUGGGUCGACAACCCCUUCCACUUGUCGCACGCGAUCGCGAUGGGCAUGUCAUUGCUGUACUCGCUGCUGCAAAACUGCCGGACGGACCCGAGCAAGCAGGAGGACCCGGACUGGCGUAACCGCGCAAUCUCCAUGAUCGCGCAGUGCCAGGAGGUCGUGAGCCUGAUCUGCUCUGGGUGGCCGCAGAUUUCCCACCUGUCGCGUGCCUUCAACGAGCUGUCGAACCGGAUCCUGACGACAAUUUGCGGCUCGUACCCGAACCCGCUGGCUGAGAAUGCACCGCCGCCUGACAUGGCGCCGCGGCUGCCAGAGGACGGACAGCCGCUGCCGAUGGACGGCCUGCCGGGGCACACACCCAACUCGGACGACGCAAUGUGGCUGAAUGGUGCCAUCUCUAACCUUCAGAACACGGAGAUCGAGAUGAACCCUGCCGACCUCGAGGCAUUCAUGGAGAGCAUAGGAUGGUCCCAGGAGUGGGCCAUGGGCGGCGGCAUGGGGUUUGAUGGCACGCCGGUUGCCCCAUUGGCCUAA
Molecule: messenger RNA, 2022 nt
Organism: Trichosporon asahii var. asahii CBS 2479
Lineage: Eukaryota; Fungi; Basidiomycota; Tremellomycetes; Trichosporonales; Trichosporonaceae
Exons: 4
Coding region: 1-2022 (673 amino acids)
Biological process (GO): positive regulation of transcription by RNA polymerase II; DNA-templated transcription
Molecular function (GO): zinc ion binding; sequence-specific DNA binding; DNA-binding transcription factor activity, RNA polymerase II-specific
Source: RefSeq, a predicted model, not a curated record